AUGGACCUACCGGCAGGGGAUUCGGAGCGUCCCUGGCCGCCGGCGGUGGCCGUCGGCGCCACCACCGCCGCCUACUGGCUGAACUGGAGGGUUCUGGUCUGCGCCUUCUGGAUCCUCUCCUCUGUGACCGUGGCAGCCAUCUCCAUCUCCCGAUCCGAAGCCCGCUCCAGCGGAGAAGAAGAGAGAGAGAGAGAAGAGCGAGAACAAGAUGAACCUCGGGGGCCCCUCCUCUACGAGGAGGACACCUGGAGGCCAUGUCUGGAGAAGAUCCAUCCCGCCUGGUUGCUGGGUUUCAGGGUUUUGGCUUUCUCCGUCCUCUCAGCGCUCCUCGUCGUCAACCUCGUGGCGCAGGGAGGAGAGAUGUUCUACUUCUACACCCAGUAAGCAAACCACUGGUUUUCUUCCAGUUUUAUUAAUUAUUUUCUCCCCCCUCCAAAAAAAAAAAAUCAAUCUUUCGUAUUCCAAGCAAAGUUUCAUUGAGCAGAUAUAUUUAAUUUUGAAUAAUGAUAAUAACAAUACUUCAUGGUUGAACUUAUCGAAUUAAUUUGAAAUGGGGCUAGAUUUUUCUUGGAUUUUGUUCAUAAAUUUUUACUUGUGUUAGGAUAUAUUUAUCCGAAGUUGAAUGGAAUUUUUAUAUCCCCAUAAAAUUGAAGAAAUUAAGAUCUAGCCCCCCUACGUAGCAUGAAUCCUUUUGCGCGCCGUUGACUGACGUGAUCCUGGCUGUUCAACAGGUGGACAUUUGCGCUAGUAACUCUUUAUUUCGGGGUAAGUCGAUAAUAUUUUAAAACAUUUAUUUAUUUAUUUAUUUUUCUCUUGCGAUAGUCCUAAAAAUACUAGAUUUUUGCAGAUCGGGUCUCUCUUAUCCUGCUAUGGGUGCCGUAAACUCCUCGGUCAACCCGAGUGCAAGAGGCCACGUGGCACGCACCCAGAUGCGGAGAAUCCAAUGUAUGCCGCUCCAACAAGUCUGGAGAAUGAGAAAAUAUAUCCAAUGAUGGAGAGAUGCGACUCCGAAGAGGAAAAUCUUGCAAGCCCACUCGCUGGAUUCUGGGCCCACACCUUCCAAAUAAUUUUCCAGGUAAAUUAAGCAAAUCUAGGUGCUAUUACUUUGAAAUAUUUUAUGUUUCGAAGGUUGGAAAAAUGGGUCUUUUAAACGAGUUAGGAAUCGAUGGGUGGUUGGUGACCUGGCAAUAAGAAUGGCCUGCCACGUGGCAGUCCACGUGGCAACUCAUCUCUCUCCUUUGAGCCAACAUCGUCAUGUAUGUCAACAGGUGAGUGGCGGCGCCGUGAUGCUGACGGACUGCGUCUUCUGGCUGGUCAUCGUCCCGUUUCUCACCGCGAAAGAUUACAGUCUAGAUUUCGUAAGUGUCCUUCCCAAACUCGAUCUCCGGAAUCGGAUUCCUCUCUCUCUCUCUCUCUCUCUCUCUCUCUCUCUCUCUCUCUCUCUCUCUCUCUCUCUCUCUCUCUCUCUCUCUCUCUCUCUCUCUCUCUUUCUUCCUCCUUUUCCUGUUUGAAAAUUCCCCGGCGUUGACAACGUUUUAUCCAAGAUUCUUCUAGAAACAUCGAUUAAGAUAAUAAAUAAUUUUUUAGAAAAUGUUGAGAGAAAACCAGACCGAGAUGGGGGGCAGGCUGUGGCCCCUCUAAAUAUGCAUACGGUAUUAUUUUUUUUGAAACGUUUGGUGUAUUAUCCACAUUAAAUGCCCAUGUAAUCAAUAUCCCUAUUGGGUUCUAAUGAUAGUAAUUAUCCGUCUAAUUAUAGUAUUUUUAUUUAUUUAUUUAUUUCGUGUCAGUUUAUGAGCGGCAUGCACUCUAUGAAUGCCAUCUUCCUGCUGGGAGACACCGCCUUGAACUCUCUGGUAGGUCUCAACCUUUCUCUUUUAAGUCAAUAUUGCCCAAUUCAGUCGACGACUAAAUGGGCCGGUAAGACCAGCCCAAUACAUAUGCGGCCCAGUUAGGGCUUUGGGCAGUAAGCUUACCCCCUUCGUUCGUCUGCCAGAGAUUCCCAUGGUUUCGGAUCUCAUACUUUGUGCUGUUCACGGCGGUCUACGUCAUUUUCCAGUGGGUCAUACAUGCUUCUACACCAAUUUGGUAAAUUUUCAGGGCACCCACCACCUUUUACAUUGACUCAUCAGCGUAUAGUAUAUAUACAUAUAUAUAUAUAUGACUAUAUAUACAAUACAUAUCUAUACUAUAUAUACGUAAUGAUCUGAUGGUUUUUGGUUUUGCUCAUGCAGGUGGCCUUACCCAUUCCUAGACUUGUCUUCGCCGUACGCUCCAUUAUGGUAGUAAUUUCCACUUAUUAAUCUUGUUUCUUUAAUCUUUGGAUGAUUAUCACUUAUGUACAUGCGUUGACUUCCAUUGACAAGCUUCUAGUUCUUGCCCCCCCCCACCCUCUCUCUCUCUCUCUCUCUCUCUCUCUCUCUCUCUCUCUCUCUAAAUAUAUAUAUAUAGAUAGAUAAAUUUGUGAGUAUCUUAACAGUAUGGUAGGCCUAAGCAAAGAUCAAUAAAAUUUAAUGGGAAUCCAACUGGGUCUUGCAGGUACUUCUCAGUGGGAGUGAUGCACGUUCCUUGCUUCGCCAUCUUUCCCCUACUAAUCAAGGCGAAGCAUCUGCUGCUGUCCAGAUGGUUCCCUCAGUCUUACCAGUUACGGAAAUAUUGA
This is a messenger RNA of Spirodela intermedia, 2656 nucleotides long. NCBI's taxonomy places the organism in Eukaryota, Viridiplantae, Streptophyta, Magnoliopsida, Alismatales, Araceae. The record is from the annotation of a GenBank genome assembly.